AUGCUGGUGUCAAAAGUCGGAGUCCACCGCUUGCGCGGUGUUGCCCUCAUGGCUGUCAUCACGUCCGUCUGCUCUGCCGGUUUCUGUCUCUUCGGCUAUGACCAGGGCGUCAUGUCCGGCGUCGUCGUCUCCCAAUACUGGCUCAAGACCAUGGGCAACCCAAGCACAAUAAUGGUUAGCACCAUCACCGCCGUCUACGACAUCGGCGCCGUUGUUGGUGCCAUUGCCGCCGCCUUCACGUCUGAGCCGCUCGGUCGCAAGCGUACCCUCAUCUUUGGGACUAUUGUCCUGCUCGUCGGCACCAUCCUUAUGGGCACUUGCGCCGAGCGCAUCCAGAUGAUGAUUGCGCGAGUCGUCACCGGUAUCGGUAUUGGUUAUAUUACGUCCGUAACGCCGGUCUACCAGAGUGAAAUUACGCUGCCCGAGCAUCGCGGCUGGCUGACACCCCGGUGGCUCAUCCGACAUGACCCCACACCGACGCGCGGCGUUACGGUGCUCGCCAAGCUGCGUGAUCUACCUGAAGAGCAUCCAAUAGUGCAGCGUGAGGCGCAAGAUAUUAUCAAUGCGAUUGAGCUCGAGUCCAAGGAGGAGGGGUCGUGGGGCGACCUCUUCCGCAGCAACGGUAUCAUGGCUCACAAGCGCUUCUAUCUCGCGCUCGGUAUCCAGUUUAUGCAGCAGAUGACAGGUAUCUGCAUUGUGACAUAUUACACCCCGACAUUGUUCCAAGUGAGCCUGCACAUGUCGCAGCAGAUGUCACUUUUCCUCGGUUGUUGGGUGCAGACAUGGUACUUCAUCGCUUCACUCGUCACGACAGAUGGUGUAGUCCGGAGGCUACGCAUCGAGAAGCGGGCGCAGGCGGAAGUCGCGGCACGCGAACAAGGCUCUAUCAAGGGCGUGGCCGAAAGAAGCGAGACGACGAGUUUGGAAAAGGAGAAGGCGAGUGAGGAGCGCGUUGAGAGCGCUGUAAGACAUUGA
This is a messenger RNA of Postia placenta MAD-698-R-SB12, 975 nucleotides long. RefSeq lists its product as hypothetical. Lineage: Eukaryota; Fungi; Basidiomycota; Agaricomycetes; Polyporales; Adustoporiaceae. Gene Ontology annotation, molecular function: carbohydrate:proton symporter activity. The coding region runs from base 1 to 975 and encodes 324 amino acids. The record is from RefSeq and is a predicted model, not a curated record. Gene Ontology annotation, biological process: carbohydrate transport; transmembrane transport. The transcript has 6 exons. Gene Ontology annotation, cellular component: membrane.